Xyrauchen texanus (razorback sucker) is the source of this 1675-nucleotide messenger RNA. RefSeq names its product tRNA methyltransferase 10B (gene trmt10b). Lineage: Eukaryota; Metazoa; Chordata; Actinopteri; Cypriniformes; Catostomidae. Bases 297 to 1250 code for a protein of 317 amino acids. Gene Ontology annotation, biological process: tRNA N1-guanine methylation. The record is from RefSeq and is a predicted model, not a curated record. Gene Ontology annotation, cellular component: nucleoplasm; nucleus. The transcript has 8 exons. Gene Ontology annotation, molecular function: tRNA binding.
UACAGUGCUUCACUGUGAGAUGUUUUUGAUUCGAGCUUCGAAGCCUCUGUGCCGGUGGCGAACGUUACAUCACUAGUGAUUACUUCAGAGACACUAAUGAGUUCUCUUUUUACGAUUACUGUUCAUUUUAUUUAUUUAUGUCUUUAUAUAAGUUAUUAGUUGCUUCCUUGUUAUGUGUCGGCCACCACAUCAUCAGAAUAUAUCACUUUACACGUAAGCGGUGCGCGAUUCAUGUUCUCUUUUAGUCCUUUGUUUUGUUUGUUUCGUUUUUCGUUUGUCUGGAUCUCACAUUAGAAAUGAAUCAAAUGGAAGGUGAAACACAUCACGAAAGCUGUUACAACGAAGAUGAGCGGAUGAAAGCAAACGACGCGACGAUCACGGAUUUAUUGGACUUUCUGCACAUCGAUGUGGAGCUCGAAUCCGUGUGUGCUGACAGACAGGAAACCACGUGUUCUAAAAAUGUCAUGCGGAAGCAACGCAAAUGGGAAAGAAGGCUGGAAGCGAAGAAAAGCAAACGAAAAGAGGAGAAACAGAGAAAGAAGCUCAACGGCCAAAAUAAAGAUACUUCUGGGCCCCAGCUCAGUAAACGCGUCAUUAAAGCGAUUACUAAAGAGAGACUAGAAGAGGCCAGAUGUGCAGGACCACGCCUGUGUGUGGAUCUGAGCAUGACUGACUGCAUGUCACACAAAGAAAUCAGCCGUCUCGCGGGUCAGAUCAGGCGCCUCUAUGGAUCCAAUAAGAAAGCCAUACGGCCAUUCCACCUUUUCCUGACGGAGUUAAAGGAGGACAGUCUGCUGUAUAAAGAAUGCAUUAGGAUGAAUGACGGCUUCCUGAAUUAUUCGAUUGAUGUGACUGAGGAGAGCUGGUUCAAUCUGUUUCCCUCUGAAGAUUUGAUCUAUUUAACCCCAGAUGCAAGUGAAGUUUUAGAACGUGUGGAGGAAGAUAAAAUUUAUAUCCUUGGAGGUUUAGUGGAUGAAAGCAUACAAAAGAAAAUAAGCUACACAAGGGCGAAAGAGCUUGGUGUUCACAUGGUGAGACUACCUAUCGACGAAUACAUGGUGAAGAGAUCCAACCCCAAAAACUUCCACUCCAAAAUCUUAGCCAUCAACCAAGUGCUUGAAAUCCUGCUGAUUUUUUGUGACACCAAAGAUUGGACUAAAGCACUUGCCACUGGUAUCCCGCCUGGAAAGGGUUACAUGGUUACGUCAGAAGCAUCUCCAGACAGGAUCAACCCUCCGGAGGAGCUGUAAGCCAGAGCAAACUGGCUUUGGGUUCACUGAAUUUAUGGGGCCUUGACCAAUAUUCAGUGACACUGUAAUCUAUAUUAGACAAGUUUAUGCUUCAUCAAGUUGCUUUUUGUGUAUCACACCUGAUGCAACAGGUAAAUCUAAGUGUUGUCUGUAGAUAGGCCUCAAUUAUUUGAAUGAACAUUACUACAUACAUUAUUAUUAUAUAAUGUUAUUAUUCACAUGUUUUUCGUUGAAGUUAUUGAAAGCUGUUAAAAAAAAUCUAGCUUUUUUUUUGUUUUGGUUUGUGAAUGUUAAAUACAGUUGUUCUAUUGUAUGGCAAAGCAAUUACCAUCCAGUGCCAUAGGUUCAUCUUGGGCAUAAGAUGUGAUUAAAAGUGCAAAAGCCCCAGAAAUGCUGUUGUUGGUAUUUUCAUUGAGAAACUUGGU